UAUUUUUAUCUGUGGUCAGUCUAUUUGACAACUCUGGUGCGUGCUGUUGGUUAUAGAGAAAUGAUUUCUUUCUAUUUUCGUGGUGAUUUAUAAAACGAAUACAUUAUGUUUUUCGAGGAAACAGUAUCUUCAAACGUGUGUUAAGUAUUGUUCUGUAACAUUUAAGUGAUUUUCAGAAGAUUUUUGAGGCAGUAAAAGUGUUUUUUACCACACUACGUAAUCAUGGCGGACCCGCUGAGUUUACUCCGCCAGUAUAAUGUAAAUAAAAAAGAAAUAAUUGAACGUGAUAAUCAAAUAAUAUUUGGUGAAUUUUCUUGGCCGAAAAAUGUUAAGACCAAUUAUCUCAUGUGGGGUUCUGGAAAGGAGGGCAGUGUGAAGGAAUACUAUACUUUAGAAUGCCUGCUGUUCAUUCUCAAGAAUAUACAAUUGACACAUCCAGUGUAUGUUAGACAAGCUGCUGCUGCAAACAUCCCUGCAGUACGCCGCCCAGACAGAAAGGAGCUAUUGGCAUACUUGAAUGGAGAAACUGCUACCUGUGCAUCUAUAGAUAAGAGUGCCCCAUUGGAAAUACCUACUCAGGUAAAACGCACACAUGACAAUGAAGGUGGAGAAUCUGCGGCUAAGAAGCCUCGUAUUGAGGAGACACAUGUGCAGAAAGUGCGUGAGCAGUUGGCUGCUCGCCUUGAUGCACCGAAAGAAGCCUCUGUGACUGUUGAUAACAUCAAAUCACUGUCAGAGGCUAUGUCAGUUGAGAAAAUUGCUGCCAUCAAAGCAAAACGUCUAGCCAAGAAGAGAACUACAAUAAAGAGUAAUGACUACUCGGACACAUUAGGUGUGGUCGGGUCAGAUUUGAGGGCUAUCCUGGAUUACGAUGUGGACCUUACCAAAGAUAUCAUCAGCCGGGAACGGCAAUGGAGGACUAGAACCACAGUAUUACAAAGCAAUGGAAAGAUGUUUGCCAAAAGUAUAUUGGCUCUGCUGGGCAGUAUAAGGGCCCGAGAGGAAGGCAGGCCAGGCGCGCCGCGGCCCCAGCCCGUGGUCAUGCCACAGCCCACCGCCCUGCCGGCGCAACAGGCGCAGUACAACAGAUACGAUCAGGAGCGAUUCAUUAGGCAGAAAGAAGAGACUGAAGGGUUCAAGAUCGACACUAUGGGUACAUACCACGGUAUGACAUUGAAGUCGGUGACUGAAGGCCCGAGCGUGCCGGUGGCUGCGCGUGCGCCACAGACACCGAAUCAUCCACGGCAAAUGCCACAAAACGGGUCGGUGGCGAUGUCAGCGACGCCGCGGCGCGAGCUACUGCCGGUGGCGGCGGCGCGGCCCCCGUCGGGCGGCGGCAAGCGGCCCUCGCGCACGCCCAUCAUCAUCAUCCCCGCCGCCGCCACCUCACUCAUCUCCAUGUACAACGUCAAGGACAUGCUGCAGGAUCUCAAAUUUGUGCCAGUGGAGCAAAAGAAAUCGGAAGGCGCUGCACGUGAAAACGAAGUACUUUUACAAAGAAGGAAAGGCCCAGCUGGGGAGCAUGCUCCAAACACCGCUGCUUCCAUUACGGUGCCAUACAGAGUGGUGGACAACCCGGCGAGGCUGUCGGCGGCGGAGUGGGACCGCGUGGUCGCGGUGUUCGUGCAGGGGCCCGCGUGGCAGUUCAAGGGCUGGCCCUGGGACGGCAACCCAGUGCAGAUCUUCGCUCAUAUAUGCGCAUUUCACUUAAAGUUCGACGAGAUGAAGUUGGACGCGAACGUGGCGCGCUGGGCCGUCACCGUGUUGAACCUUAGCCGCACCAAGCGGCAUCUCGACCGCGCCAUACUGCUCAGCUUCUGGGAGACCUUAGAUAAGCACAUGAUGAAGAAUAAACCACACCUUAGGUUUUAAACGUUACAUGUAGCUCUAUAAAGGUUUAUCAUAUAAUUUCCUAUAGUUUAAUUAGUUAUGAAGAAUGCUUACCAGAGCUUGUCGAAGGUAACUAUCUAAGUCAACACUAACUUUUUAUGAAUUAUGGCCGACAGCUUUGAGCUGAAACAUUGUACAUGCAUAACUAUACAUUGAAUAACCUUAUACUCUUAUCCGGUGGAUUUCAAUAGGGCUGGCACGCAUAGAAAGAAGAGAAAUGUCAAGAGAGAGUGCUAAGAUAAAUAUAUAUCUGUUUUAUCGAUAGUCGUUGCAUGUCGUUUACGACAGUCGACUCCUAACACAUAAUAAGAAAGAGUUGGCAUAUGAAUGUUACCCGUUUCAAAUAAUCCGGCCCAAAAGUCGUGGUUUGGUUACUUUAAUAUUAAUUUCUUUUUACGCCGCGCCGUGCACUUUUAGUCUUCCGCAAAAUCCCGUCUUCCGCCCCGUAAUUUUGCUUUCUCAAUGAACUAUCGCCAACUCUUUCUUAUUGCUCCGUGACUCCGAGAGCCGACGAACUCUGACGCUCUCAAGUAUGGCUAGAUGUAGGCAGCAAUCGACGACUAUUUGUAACGAUUUUCGGUGACUCAGUGACAGUAUCUGUUAGCGCUAAGGCCUUGUGAUGGACGACAGCGAGAAUCAGAACGGUGCUGGCAGCGACAAUGUCACACUACCGCCACCCUCCCGCUUGUUGACCAGUACGCGGCCUAAGGUUGUAUUCGUAAUAGCAAGACAUUUCGAAACAGCGUAGCCCGGGGAAGCGUGGGUACUUAGUUCAUCGUGUGAUGGAUGUACCUCUUACUAGCCUAAUUGGGAAUUUAUUCGUGAGCUUUGUUAAUACGAGAAAUAUGACAUGUGUUUAGCCUUCUCUCCUUCCUUGUUGAUUCCCUGUAACUGUACAUCAAGUCGUAAUUUAUUACCAAGCUUAGUAAACACAUUUUUUUUGGGUGUUCUUCAUUGUUCCGUUAACUUAAUGUUUUUACUUGAAUAGUUCACAUUAGUACAGUAGCUUUGACCAUAUAAUAUCAUGAAGAUAUUGAAUAUUUUACAAUUAUUACUACUAUUUAUGUCGCAUAUGUAUAAUAUUGAGACAAGUUUACAUUAACUUGUAAUUAUCUCAUAGGAUAGACGUGGGUACACGUAUAGUUUAAAAAAUAUAUAAGUUAUAGAAAACACACGUCAAGUUACUGAACUAUUGUGAACUGUGUUAUAGGGCAUAGUCGCACAGGUGCCUUGCAAACCCGUGAUUAUGCGCUUUUGAAGUACGUGAGUAACUUAACCCGAGUCCCUUGUACAUUAAGAUACCUUUGUUUAAUCACGGCUUUGGACUGCGUUUGUGAGAAUAGCCACUCAUAAUUUGCAUCUCGAGUAAGUGCCUCCAACCUCCUUAGCUAAUGUCCAUAUCUAGAUAAUGAGUAAUUACGGCUACGUAAAUAUAUAUGUCAAAAAUUUUCCUUUAUUUUCAUAUUGUAUUGUAACGUGCAGAGGUCUAGUUUAUUGACAGAUGAUCUUUGUUUAUUCAUAACAAUAAAUGAAAUUGUUGACUUA
Messenger RNA from Pectinophora gossypiella (pink bollworm), 3435 nucleotides. RefSeq names its product parafibromin (gene hyx). Gene Ontology annotation, cellular component: Cdc73/Paf1 complex. Gene Ontology annotation, molecular function: RNA polymerase II complex binding. The record is from RefSeq and is a predicted model, not a curated record. The transcript is spliced from 12 exons. Gene Ontology annotation, biological process: transcription elongation by RNA polymerase II; positive regulation of transcription elongation by RNA polymerase II. The coding region runs from base 223 to 1872 and encodes 549 amino acids. Lineage: Eukaryota; Metazoa; Arthropoda; Insecta; Lepidoptera; Gelechiidae.